Racocetra fulgida is the source of this 177-nucleotide messenger RNA. Lineage: Eukaryota; Fungi; Glomeromycota; Glomeromycetes; Diversisporales; Gigasporaceae. The record is from the annotation of a GenBank genome assembly.
GAGGAACUUCGGAGUUUGAUUUUGUUAAUCCUUUAAGCAAAGAGGGUGCUUUUCAAAAUAAACUAAAAGUCUAUAAUCGAAAAGGAAAAUCUUGUCAUAACGAUUUGUUUUUUUUAGAGGGUUAUGAUGCUGAAAAGCAAGAACAUGUAAUCAGCGAUAAAUCUGACAUUAUCCUUA